UGCUCCUUCGUUUUGGCCGUUGGAUGGCUUUUCCGGGGCCAGAGGCAGGCAGGCACUCCCAUAUAUAUUGAGUGGAGCAUCCAUGUGGGGGUUUAAUGAGAGCAUGUAGUGGAAGAGGAAGGUGGGGAGGGUAGAAUCCAUUCAUGAACGAGAAGUCCUCUUUGCACCGCCACCACCACAACCCUUUCUUGCAAGUAGUAGCGGUGGCUUAGUCCAUCUCCAUCUCUCUCUCUCUCUCUCUCUGCGUGUGUGUGUGUGUGUGACCAGAGUUAUAGUUUCUAGUUUCCUCAGCAGCCACAUCAACAGCAGUAGAAAUGACUAAAGCUGAUGACUUUAAGCUCCUCAAGAUCCAGACGUUCAUUCUCAAAGUGCACAUACACUGUGAUGGGUGUAAGCAGGAGGUGAAGAAGCUUCUUCAAAGGAUUGAAGGAGUCUAUACAGUCAGCAUAGAUGCAGAGCAACAGAAGGUCACGGUCUCAGGAAAUGUGGACUCCAAGACCCUGAUCAAGAAGCUGGCCAGGUCGGGCAAGUAUGCAGAGCUCUGGACUCAGAAGCCCAACAACCAGAGCUAUAAGCUCAACCAGCAGCACCAAGCUGCCCGUUCCCUUAAAGAUGGCACCAAGAACAGCAAAGGCCAGCCCAACCAGGCCCUCAUUCAAGGACUCAAAGCCUUCAAGAACCAGCAACACAAGUUUGAUUCCUUGAGCUCCGACGACGAGGACUACGACGACGACGAUGAGAUUGACGUUGAUGAGCUUCGGCUCCUUGGCGAUAAGAUGAAUCAACUCAAUCUACUGAGGCAGGCAAACAAUGCAGCAGCAGCGGCAGCUAAUGCCAAGAAAAAUGGCAAUGCUGGUGGGAAUGACAACAAUGUAGCCGGAAAGAAAGGGGGUGGGCACGCGAACCAGAAUAUGGGGCUAAAGGGCCCGAAUGGGCCAGACCAGAAGGGCUUAAACGCUGCAUUCCCCAACUACAAGAUGGGUAAUGUUGCCCACUUGGGUGGUGGCAGUCUUAAUGCAGGGGAAGGCAGGAGGGUGGGUGAUGUCAAUGGCUUGAUGGGCAUGGGAGGCCUCCAAGGGCUUGGUGGGAACAAUGUGUUCGGGUUCCACCAAGCCCAGCAGCAGCAGCGGCAGCAGCAGCAGCAUCUUGGCAACACCCUCCCCACAGGCUUCCCAGCAAAUGGUGGUGGCGGGCUUAGUGGGGCCCAUCAGGCACCCAUGAUGGGGAGCCUGCAAGCCUAUCAGAACCAUCCAUCAGCCAUGAUGAUGAACUCCAGGGGACUCGACAACAACACGCUGGUGAAUGAAAGCAGGUACAUGCAACCCCAGAUGAUGUACAAUAGGGCUCCUCAAAUCCCACCCUACACUGGCUAUUACUAUCCCUACUAUCCAAGUCCUUACCUCUACCACCAGGUCCACCACCAACCAGAGACCGGUGAUUAUGGUGCCCAUCUUUUCAGUGACGAGAACACCAGUAGUUGUGCUGUGAUGUAAAAGCUUACAGGUUGUGCGCUAGGAUCUGGAGGGUGUGAGGUAUGUGAUAAAAAGGUACUAGGUGCUUUUGGUUGGUUUUUCUUUUUCUUUUUCCUGUGGUUAAGGCUUGCUAUAAAAGUUGAUAAAAAAAAAAAAAGGCUUGCUAUAAAAGGUUCAUAUGGCGCCAUUUGACACCGACGGCAACCUGGGAUAUUAUUUAUUUGAUGCAGGUAUUAAAAGUUUAUAAUACUAUCUUUCAUAUCGUCUAA
Molecule: messenger RNA, 1741 nt
Organism: Elaeis guineensis (African oil palm)
Lineage: Eukaryota; Viridiplantae; Streptophyta; Magnoliopsida; Arecales; Arecaceae
Product: heavy metal-associated isoprenylated plant protein 37
Molecular function (GO): metal ion binding
Source: RefSeq, a predicted model, not a curated record